CGGCAACGAAGCCCCCACUCACCUCCUCAUCUCAAGCCCUCCACACAACUUGGUUGCGAGAGCUGAGUGAUUGAUUGCUCAGUCCUCUUCAUCACAUCAUCAAGACGGACGCUCACUCUCCUUGGCUUCGUGUGCACAUCGGGGUUAUUGAGAUGGACAAGCUGAGCGUGCACCACGGCCAGCACAACGGCGUCUCCAAGCCGCCGGUGCAGCACCAUCAUCGCAAGGGAAACGCGAAGAGGAAAGGGGGAGGAGGAGGCGGGAAGGGGAUCAAGGUGGUGUACAUCUCCAGCCCCGUGAUGCUCACGGCCACCGCCGAGGAGUUCCGCACCGUCGUGCAGGAGCUAACCGGCCGCUACUCCAACGUCGCCGACCACGACGCCCCGGGUGGCCCGUCCUACUACUCGUCGUCGUCCUCCUCCUCUGCCUCGUACGGACGCGCCUCUACGACGACGACGGUAGGCAGUGCGGGCGCACGCGCUUUGCCGCCAGCGAUGGUGCCGGAGUACAUGACCGCUGCCGGCUCCAUGCUUCCACCGUUCCAGAGCCUGUAUGAUCAAACGGGAGGCGUCGGUGUGCUUUACGGCCAAGACUACUGCUGGUAGGACCGGGCAUCCUCCACAUUUUCGAAAAAAUCCUCCACAUUCAUAUUCGCUGUCACAGUCCCGUUGGAUCUCCAAAACGUAAUAGGAUUGCGUCUUGAAAAGCAAGGGAUUAAUUACAAGACAAGAGGCCAGGGGCUACACAGUCCGAAGCAAUUUAGUGUACAGAUGAUGUAUUCAUGCUGAUACGAGAGCUACACAUACUUUGUUUGCGUCGCCAACCGCCACACAGAAGGAGGAGGAACCGCCCGUCGACGACGAGGAGGAGGAAAAUGACGACAACAAAGAGCAUUAUAAGGCGACCGUCGACAAGCAGGAGGACCCAUCAUCCAGCAGGCGGCUGAGUCCGCAUGCCACCGGUUCUUUGGGUAGUUCCGGAGUUUAUUGUCGGGUCACUGUUUAUGUUCUGACUAUAUAACGGUCGUGUUCGUGUUUUGAUGCAUAAUUAUGUAAUAACCAAGGUUAUGUCCAGCAUGAAAUCAAAAAAAUUCCAUAGCUUUUUAUC
Lolium perenne is the source of this 1107-nucleotide messenger RNA. NCBI's taxonomy places the organism in Eukaryota, Viridiplantae, Streptophyta, Magnoliopsida, Poales, Poaceae. The record is from RefSeq and is a predicted model, not a curated record.